Molecule: messenger RNA, 133 nt
Organism: Scutellospora calospora
Lineage: Eukaryota; Fungi; Glomeromycota; Glomeromycetes; Diversisporales; Gigasporaceae
Source: the annotation of a GenBank genome assembly
UCUUCUUAAAGAAGUUAAUAUUGAAUCGGAGAUCGGAGAUAAGGAAAAACAAGUCCUUAAAAAUGUUGAAAAAUUAGAACGAUUUAUAGUUGACCAAUUAAGAAAAUUAAUUGAUGAUGAUUUGGUGUUGUAA